Messenger RNA from Pristis pectinata (smalltooth sawfish), 3080 nucleotides. RefSeq names its product nibrin (gene nbn). The transcript has 15 exons. Gene Ontology annotation, biological process: double-strand break repair via homologous recombination; mitotic G2 DNA damage checkpoint signaling; telomere maintenance. Bases 76 to 2277 code for a protein of 733 amino acids. The record is from RefSeq and is a predicted model, not a curated record. Gene Ontology annotation, cellular component: nucleus; Mre11 complex. Gene Ontology annotation, molecular function: damaged DNA binding; protein binding. Lineage: Eukaryota; Metazoa; Chordata; Chondrichthyes; Rhinopristiformes; Pristidae.
GGGGUAGUCACGUGACUCUGAUCGCGUGCGCAAAGUGUCUGCGUCGUCCGUCUCCGUGCAUGAAGAGAGUGGGCGAUGUGGGUGCUGAGGCCGAUAACCCCGGGUGGAGAAGGACCUUACUAUUUCUUAGUUGGUGUUAAUUAUGUUGUUGGACGAAAAAACUGUGCAAUCCUUCUACGUGAUGAUCAGUCUAUCAGUCGUUCACAUGCUACACUUUCGGUUGUUCAUCCUGCCACAAAUCUGAACCAAGUUGCCAGUACCUCUGUACUGACAUUAAAAGAUACUUCAAAAUAUGGAACUUUUGUAAAUGAGGUGCGCUUAGAAAAGGACAGCCCAAGGAUCUUGAAGUCAGGAGAAUUGGUCACAUUUGGAGUUUUUGACAGCAAAUUCAGGGUAGAAUAUGAACCCCUGAUUGUAAGCUGUUCCUGUUUGGAUGGGCCAGUUAAAAUUACACUAAACCAAUCAAUUCAAUGUCUUGGAGGUCAUGUUACCAGCAGCUGGACAGAGGAUAGCACUCACCUCGUUAUGUCAUCAGUAAAGGUUACAGUGAAGACUAUAUGCGCAUUGAUCUGUUGUCGACCAAUAGUAAAACCAAAAUUCUUUGUCGAUCUUAUUGAAGCAAUCCGAAAUAGAGGACAACUUCUCAAUUCAGAAAGUUAUUCCCCACCUGUUGACGAACCUAGUAUCAAGCCUGGAGAACUGGAUAUUACAGUGAAACCAGAAAGAAAAUCGAUUUUUAGAGGCAAAACAUUCUUAUUUUUAAAUGGAAAACAGCACAAGAGGCUGAGCACUGCUAUAAUUUUUGGUGGAGGAGAUGCUAAAGUCUUAGAGAGUAGUGGCUCAAAUAUUUUGCUGAUUGAAGCAGCAGGAAGUUGUGUCAUUGAUAUUGGUGCAUCAGAUUCUCAGACUAUGUCAAAUUCAAUGGAAAAAUGGAUCGAGUCAGUUAUGAAAACAUUGCAACGAAAAGGAUUGCGUGCUAUACCUGAGGCAGAAAUUGGUUUAGCUGUUAUCUACAGUUCAACAGAUAAUUAUUGUAACCCUCACAAAAAGCCGAUUUCUGAAACUUGUUCAAGAACAGUGAUUCCAGGUCCUACACUUUCUCAAAGUGUCUGCAUGGCUGACAUGACAGCUCCAUGUUUUUCACAAACUAUUGCAUGUGUUCCAGACACUCAACCGUCGCAGGAAUACAGUACAAGAACAAUCGUAAGUUGUGCACAGGUAGUAGAAGAAACACUGGAAGUGGAAGAGGAUAUUUCUGCAGUAAAGGAAACAUCCAGCAUGAGGCUAUUAAAUUCUACAGAAAAAAAACACUUGAAUGAAGAAAAGAGACAAACAUUGGCCACUGUUGACCAAAAAACAUCCACAGGAACAAAACAUAAGGGUGCUGAAAGGAAAGGCAACACCUCUUCACAAAAACAGUCCCUUCUUAUCCACGACUACUUUCAACCAGUGGAAAGAAAAAGACAAAGAGAGGAAACUGGAUUAUCCCAGGCUAAAUUUGCAAGAACAGAGGACCCAGAUCUAUUUGAUGAUCAUCUUCUGCACAUCGAUCCUUCAUCGGAGAUGAAAGAUUCUGAGUUCACAAGUCAGAGCACACAGACCAAAUGUUUUUCUGAAAACCUCAAAACAGAAUCUUAUGCUAAGUGUUCAAAAGGGAAUGCUGAGCCAUCAAAUGAAGAAAAAAGAAAGGGAGAAAAUGUCCCUGAGAAAACUGAGCUUUUGUGCGAGUUUAAAACACAAAAAAGAAAACAAGAAGAAAACCUGGAAGAUGACAUGACAUUUUCCAGGAAUGAACCACUAGGAGUGAGUAAAAGGAGAAAGAUAGAACUUGAUGUUUUGGCAUACAGUGUGAAAGAUGAGCUCAUGACAGAUGAGAAAGAUAAGCCCAUGUCAGAGAAUGGGGCUAAAGUGCCUCAUAUGGAAUUACUUCAUCAAUCUGAAAAUUAUGAGACUCUUCCAAGUAAACUUUUGUUGACUGUGUUCAAGUCACUCGUUGUUUCUCAGCCUGGAAAAGGGACACGGUUUACCUCCAAUGACAGUGCCAAUGACACCCAACUGAAGAACUUUAAGAAAUUUAGAAAGGUUUUGUAUCCUGGGGCAAAGACACUUCCUAAAAUUAUUGGGGGCACAGAUCUGAAGGCUUAUCAAACCAAAAAGAACUCAGAAAUGGAAGAGUGGUUAAGACAAGAAGUGGAGGAACAGAGCCAGAAAGCUAAGGAGGAGAAUCUUGCUGAUGACUUGUUCAGAUAUGACCCAAAAUCUGUCAAAAGAAGAUGAUGCAGUUGGGGAAAACCAUCACUGGCAGCAAUAAUCAAACCCUCUCGAGCUUCAGAGUACAAUCAUAUAUAGCUGAAAAUGCUACCGAGAAGUCAUAAAGAUUUCCUUUUGGAAUGUUUACAGCUAUUUCUAUUCAUGUUUAGCUGUGUUCUAAUUUUAAAAGUCAAUCUUUCAUAUUUUUUUGUACUACUGUAGACCACAUCGUUGGGCUACAUCAAGUUCUGUGAGGAAACGGGGAAGAUGGUAGAAAGCUGCGAAGUAAAAUUGACUAACGAUUGUAUGCAUGUGGGUACUGUUAUUAUGAAACAUGAAUGUAAUAAAUAGCUGAUUCAGAAAAACAAUGUUAAAAUUGUUCAAAAUAAGCAAACAUUCAAUUUUCUUUACAUCAUUAAAGUUCACAAAUAUAUGCAACAAAAUAGUAUUUUACUACAAAUGUUAUACAAAAGUCAGAUUUGAAAAUAAAGAAUUACAUGAGUUUUAGUGGCAUGUAUACUUUGAGACCAAAAUGCCGUGGUAGCCUAAGUUGUCUAUAUGAAAGAAAUCUGAGCUGUUUCACAUGAACCUGAGUUUAUCUUUGAUCCAAAAUUGCCUUUGUACAAUUAUUAUGUUUAUAUUAAAAUACAUCUUACCAUCCAAAUUGAAGAUUCUGUAGUAGAAAAUACUACUUAGAUUUGUCAAGCAACUUAUCAUGUUGAGAUAUGUUUAAAUCAAUGUGCUUGUAACCUUUGGAAUGGUAUGGCCAUUUUGCAUUAUUAGAGUAAACUUUCAUGUGCAAUUGUAACAAAAAUAUAAAUCAUUUAUGU